Messenger RNA from Triplophysa dalaica, 7471 nucleotides. It is a transcript of the gene gbf1, whose product is annotated as golgi brefeldin A resistant guanine nucleotide exchange factor 1. Gene Ontology annotation, molecular function: guanyl-nucleotide exchange factor activity. The record is from RefSeq and is a predicted model, not a curated record. NCBI's taxonomy places the organism in Eukaryota, Metazoa, Chordata, Actinopteri, Cypriniformes, Nemacheilidae. Gene Ontology annotation, biological process: regulation of ARF protein signal transduction.
GGAAAUAUCAAGGUUGUGUGAGCUACACCAAUUCCACGUCAGUAAGUUUGCCUGUGGAGGAGAUUACCCACCGGUGACAGAACAUCAAUCUAGUUGCCUUCUUUAACAGUCAAACAUCAGGGCAUGACAACUCUACGUGGACCUGUUUAAAUAUACACUAUGGUGGACAAGAAUAUAUACAUCGUUCAAGGGGAGAUUUCUAUUGUUGUUGCUGCUAUCAAGAGGAACUCUAGAUGGAGUUCCCAUACUCCUUUGGAUGAAGAACAGGACCCACUACUCAAUAGCUUCAGCAACCUGAAAGAGGUCCUCAAUAACAUAAAAGAUCUUUCUGAUGUGGAGCCCAAUGUGUUCCUUAGACCCUUUCUGGAGGUGGUCCGCUCGGAGGACACAACUGGACCAAUCACAGGCCUUGCUCUCACUUCGGUCAACAAGUUCUUGUCAUAUGGCCUCAUAGAUGCUAAUCAUGAAGGGGCAGCAGAGGGCAUCGAGAACAUGGCUGACGCCGUCACGCACGCGAGGUUUGUGGGCACCGACCCCGCCAGCGAUGAGGUGGUGCUGAUGAAAAUCCUCCAGGUUUUGAGGACUUUGCUGCUCACUCCAGUAGGAGCCCAUCUGACUAAUGAAUCGGUUUGUGAAAUCAUGCAGUCCUGUUUCCGUAUCUGCUUUGAAAUGAGAUUAAGCGAGCUGCUGAGAAAAUCAGCCGAACACACGCUGGUGGACAUGGUGCAGCUGCUGUUCUCCAGAUUGCCACAAUUCAAAGAAGAGUCCAAGAGUUAUCUGGGCACUAACAUGAAGAAGUUAAAGAUGAGAGCCGGGGGUUUGAGCGAGUCAUCCAAGUGGAAGAAACAGAAGCGAUCACCCCGACCUCCUCGUCACAUGGUGCGCAGCCCCUCGGGCCAGAUGGAUCCAGCCCAGUCCAGUACACUCACCAACAACAUCUCCGGUGGAGUCCCAUUCAUAGAACAGCAAACUGGAGGAUCCUCUUCUCUUCCUGGUUCAGAUAGUGCUUCCUCUAUCUCUAGCCCAACCACUGAUAGCGGUCUGGACGCUGGAUCAAAAACCACCUCUAAGGAGGAUCUUACAGACCUGGAACUGAGCAGCUCAACAGCCAGCACACCCGUGACACCCUCAGAACUGGGCCGACUGGAAGCACAGUCUGACGGCAGGGGAGUGGAACGUGCCCAGUCAGCAUCAGUAGAGUCCAUCCCUGAGGUCCUGGAAGACAGAGACCUGCUGGCAGAUCAGUCAGAUUCGGCAUCCGUUCAUGAUAUGGAUUAUGUAAACCCCAGAGGAGUGCGCUUCAUGCCGUCUACCCAAAGAGAGGGUGCCGCUCUAAUCCCCUAUGGACUCCCAUGUCUGAGAGAGCUCUUCCGGUUCCUCAUAUCUCUUACUAACCCGCACGACCGACAUAACUCGGAUGUGAUGAUGCACAUGGGUCUGCAGCUGUUGAACGUGGCGUUAGAAGCUGCUCACAUCGCCCCUUACCAGUCACUCCUCUGUCUGGUCAAAGAUGAGCUGUGUAGGCACCUUACACAGUUAUUAAGCAUGGACAGAAUAAAUCUCUACGCCGCCUCCAUACGUGUUUGCUUUCUUCUCUUUGAAAGCAUGCGGGAACAUCUGAAGUUUCAGCUUGAGAUGUACCUGAAGAGGCUGAUGGAUAUUAUUACCUCAGAAAACCCUAAAAUGCCCUAUGAAUUGAAGGAGAUGGCCCUGGAGGCUGUCGUACAGCUCUGGAGAAUCCCCAGCUUUGUCACCGAGCUGUAUAUAAAUUAUGACAGUGAUUUCUACUGCUCCAACCUGUUUGAAGACCUUACCAAACUUCUCUCUAAGAAUGCCUUCCCAGUGUCUGGGCAGCUCUAUACAACCCAUCUCCUGUCACUCGAAGCCCUGUUGACUGUGAUUGACAGCACAGAAGCUCACUGUCAGGCCAAAGUGCUCAACAGCGCUGCACAGCAGGACCAAUCGGAGGCCACUACAGAGGCAGACGGUUUGGUCAACAGACUCACAGAUUCAACCACAGAGGCUGGCAAGUCUCGUCCAACUUCUAAUGGUCAGAAUGAUGUGGUGUCGGAAGGGAAGUCUAUCUGUCCUCCAACCAGUGGUCAUCUGAUGGCAGAGAAGAUGAGAUUAGGUAGACAAGAUCAGGAAGAAACCGAUUCAGCAGAGAAGAAAGUCCCUAAAAAGCCUCAGCGUUUCUCCAACUGUCUGCCGGUUUCUCAGGAACUUUUAGAGAUCAAGAACAAGAAGAAGCUUCUCAUCACGGGUACAGAGCAGUUCAACCUGUCGCCAAAGAAAGGCAUUCAGUUCCUGCAGGAGAAAGGUUUGCUCAGCAGCCCGAUGGACAAUAAUGAAGUGGCCCAGUGGCUGAGAGAGAAUCCCCGCCUUGACAAGAAGAUGAUCGGAGAGUUCAUAAGCGACCGCCGAAACACAGACCUGCUGGACAGCUUUGUCAAUACGUUCACCUUCCAAGGCCUGCGUAUAGAUGAAGCUCUCCGCUUGUAUCUGGAGGCAUUCCGUCUUCCUGGCGAAGCGCCUGUCAUUCAUCGCCUCUUGGAAACCUUCACCGACAACUGGCAAAAAGUGAACGGUAAUCCCUUCAAGAUCAACGACGCCGGCUUCGCUCUGUCUUACGCCGUCAUCAUGCUGAACACCGACCAGCACAACCAUAACGUACGAAAGCAGAACAUCCCCAUGACGGUGGAGCAAUUCAAGAAGAAUCUGAAAGGUGUGAACGGAGGGAUUGACUUUGAUCAAGACAUGCUGGAAGACAUCUACAACGCUAUCAAGAAUGAGGAGAUCGUGAUGCCGGAUGAGCAGUCAGGGCUGGUGAAGGAGAACUACGUGUGGAGCGUUUUGCUGCAUAGAGGAGCUACGCCGGAAGGGCUGUUCCUUCACGUGCCUGACAGCAGUUACGAUCGCGACCUCUUCAGCAUGACCUGGGGACCCACUAUUGCCGCCCUCUCCUACGUUUUUGAUAAGAGUCUGGAUGAUGCCAUUAUUCAGAAAGCCAUUGCUGGGUUCAGGAAAUGUGCCAUGAUCUCUGCACACUACGGUUUCAGCGACGUUUUCGACAACUUAAUCAUUUCUCUCUGCAAGUUUACUACUCUCAGCUCUGAGUCUGCAGAGAACCUGCCCACCGUGUUUGGCAGUAACAGGAAGGCUCAAAUCGCUGCCAAGACUGUGUUCAGCCUGGCCCAUCGUCACGGUGACAUCUUACGAGAGGGAUGGAAGAACAUCAUGGAUUCUAUGUUGCAGCUUUUCAGGGCUGAGCUCUUACCAAAGUCCAUGGUUGAGGUUGAGGACUUCGUGGACCCAAAUGAGAAGAUUUCUUUACAGCGUGAAGAGACGCCAUCAAACAGGGGUGAAUCGGCUGUAUUGAGUUUUGUGAGCUGGUUAACAUUGAGCGAGCAGUCCGGACCAAGAGGACCAUCCACUGAGAACCAGGAGGCCAAACAAGCCGCACUGCUCUGCAUAAAGCAAUGUGACCCGGAGAAGCUGAUCACAGAAAGCAAGUUCCUGCAGCUGGAAUCUUUACAGGAACUCAUGAAGGCUCUUAUCUCUGUGACCCCCGAUGAGGAAACAUACGAUGAAGAAGAUGCUGCUUUCUGUCUGGAGAUGCUGCUGCGUAUUGUUCUUGAAAACAGGGACAGAGUAUCGUGUGUAUGGCAGACGGUACGAGAUCACUUAUAUCAACUGUGUGUUCACGCUAAUGAGAGCUGUUUCCUGGUGGAGAGAGCCGUGGUUGGCUUGCUCAGACUCGCCAUACGUUUACUGCGCAGAGAGGACAUCGGCUCACAGGUUCUCCUCUCCCUUCAACUGCUGUUGAUGAUGAAGCCUCACGUUCUGUCCAGAGUCUUUAGAGAUGUGGCCUUCGGCUUGCACGAGCUUCUCAAAACCAACGCAGCCAACAUCCAUUGCACCGAUGACUGGUACACGCUGUUUUCCCUUCUGGAAUGCAUCGGGGCCGUCAAACCCCCGGCUGCCCUGCAGGUCGCUAACACCAGCCCAGACAACGACACAGGUGCUCAGUCCGACAGUGAACUAAGUUCAUAUCAUCAUACAGAAGUAAUGCUUGACCGAGGCUACACGUCUGACUCGGAGGUUUACACCGAGCAAGGAAAGUCCAGAAUGCCCCGUUCAUCCACUGAUGUCGACAUAGGCUGGCUUGUGGUGGGCAAAGAUGACCUAGAAGGCAGUAAAGCUCCAGUAGCCCCUGCCCCGAAGCCCCUGCCCAAUCCUCUCGUAAACCAAUACAGUUUAACCCUAGGACAGGACAUGGGUCUGCAUGACACAAAGUCCCUCAUCAAGUGCGUGGAUUCGCUUUCCUUCAUUGUGCGCGAUGCCGCCCACGUCACUCCGGAAAACUUUGAGCUUUGCGUUAGAGCCAUACGAGUUUUCGUAGAGGCGAGCCUUAAUGGAGGAUACCGCACCCACGAGAAGAAAAAGUUUCACAAAUAUGACUCCAAAUCCAGCCGGCUCCGAAAGAAGCCGAGGGAGAAGGAAAGCGCGUCGCGGCGAGCCAAAGCGUCCAGUCAGCGGCCCGCCCGUUCCCAUAGCGACGAUGAGGAAGACGAGGGCGUGCCGGCCAGUUACCACACGGUGUCUUUUCAGUUGUUAGACCUGAUGCAUACUCUGCACACGCGAGCCGCCGGCAUCUACAGCUCUUGGGCAGAGGAACAGCGCCAUCUAGAGGGAGGUGGCAGAAAGAUCGAGGCCGACUCUCAGACAUUAUGGUCCAGCUGCUGGUGUCCUCUGCUGCAAGGUAUGGCUUGGUUGUGCUGUGACGCUAGGAGACAAGUGCGCAUGCAAGCUCUCACCUACCUGCAGAGGGCGCUGCUGGUUCACGACCUGCAAACUUUGGAUGCUGUGGAGUGGGAAUCCUGUUUCAACAAGGUCCUGUUUCCUCUGCUCACCAAACUACUUGACAACAUCAGUCCAGCCGAUGUGGGAGGUAUGGAGGAGACAAGGAUGAGGGCGUGCACGCUGCUUUCUAAGGUUUUCCUACAGCACCUUUCUCCUCUGCUCUCUCUGCCCACAUUCGCUGCUCUCUGGCUCACCAUUUUGGACUUCAUGGACAAGUACAUGCACGCUGGUUCCAGUGACCUGCUGCUCGAAGCGAUCCCGGAGUCUCUCAAGAACAUGCUUUUGGUGAUGGACACAGCAGGGAUCUUUCACUGUGCAGACUCUCGUACGGGCUACUCGGACCUUUGGGAAAUCACCUGGGAGAGAAUUGACUGUUUCUUGCCCCGUCUCAAGGAGGAGCUCUUCAAACAGGCCGUCAUUCCAGAACCUGUCUGCAAUAUUCCUAUGGAGCCGGUCCCACCCCAAGUGGCUGUUACCCCAGGCUCUCCUUCCGUGCCAGUGCCCUCACCAGUGCCAGCGGCCCCUGCAGAGCCAAACAUCCCCUGCAGAUCUGCAUCACCUCAGGAUGUCCCCACACCUAGUGCCAACGGAACAGACCGAUCAUCUCCGGCUCCUCCCUCGACACCUAUAGCCACUUCUCCAAAGAGGAGUCAUGCAGAAGCCCCGCACCCUCUCUCUCAGUCUCCUCUCAUCCUGCAGCCCUUCGCCUCUUCACUGCAAGUGGGCGUGCCCCCCAUGUCCCUGCCCAUCAUUCUGAACCCUGCUCUCAUAGAGGCCACCUCACCUGUGCCCCUGCUGCCCAGGUCCACGACCGACUGAGCUCGCUGGGAUCGGAGCGACGUUUGCUGAAUUAAUACAGUGGAGAGACACCAUCUUACGCCACUGUUCUCCUGCCUGCACACAUUCUCCCUCACACAAUUACAUUAUGUAAGAGCAGGAUAAGAAACUGUGAGACGGAGCACAUUGACUUGCAUGGUUGUCCCUUCUCGUCUCAAACAUCAAAGCAACAGCUAGAGCGUUUGGAGUUGGACGUCCUUCACUUAGCCGCGCAACAUAAAUAACAAUAUUUAUUCAAAGCAAGAAGGUGCCACUGAAAUAUGAAGGGCGGUUUUAUUAUUGAUGGGACUUGAUUUAUUUCAGGCAGGCUUUUGGAAGGCUAACAGUACCUGUCUGCGCAGAUUUUAAUUUCUUUCUCCUGAGAUUUACUCCCAGAGAAUGUCUAAUGGGUACUGGAUGCUAAACCAGAGUCUGUAAAGAAUGCUUCAUCUUCACUGCUUUUAUCACAGUUCAGACUAAAUUAAACUGUACAGUACGAAAAGAAACCUAAUUUAUUUUGAACAAUUCAUGUUGCUUUGGCUUUCAAAAUUGUUUUGUCUUUUCGCAGUACAUCGGGCCAAAGAAAACCGUAGCAGCCACUUGAUUUCCCCAAUAAUGAACCGUGUAUGACUAACAUUUGUGCGUUAAAGGAACAGUUCACCCAAAAAUAAACAAUAUGUCUUUAUUAACUCGCCCUUGAAUUUGUAUAAAUAUUCUGAUGAACAGAGAGAAAGAUAUUUGGAAGAAUGAGCCUAACAGCUCAUAGCAACUAUUGACUACCAUAGUAGGAAAAAAUGCUUUUUCAAUUUCUUAAGUUAAACACAAAAGAAGAUAUUUUGAAGAAUGUAGGAAAGCAAAUUUCAUGGGCACUUUUGCCUACAAUUUGUCAUUUUUCCUACUAUGGUAGUAAAUGGGGUCCAAGAACUGUUUAGUUACAAGCAUUUUCCCCAAUAUCUUUCUCUGUGUUCGUCUGAACAAAGACAUUUAUACAGAUUUGGAACAACUCCAGGGUGAGUAAAUGAUGACAUAAUGUUUAUUUUUGGGUGAACUGUCUCAUUAAGUCUACAAACAGUCCUUUUGGUUGAAAACACUAUAAUUGUAGCCAGUGCCCGACAUCACUUGAGAUGCACUCAGUUUGUUUUGAUGUACCGGGCAAUUGUGCACCACUACAACAUUCCACUUGCAAUAGUGAUGUUUUCAACUAUUAAAAGAUCCAGCAGAUUUCUGAAUGUCAGGUUUUAUCUUCGUUUCGCUUUUUUUAUUCGCAGGUUGUCUUAAAGAGAGAUCAUUGUGCUUCUCAUGUUGUUUGCCGUAUGACUGUGAUGAUCUCUUUAACUCUAAAUUAAACGUAAAAUCCUGAUAUGAAAUAUUAUAGUUUUCAGGCCAAGACCAGCUUCACAUGAAAAAUCAAGUGCAUCUGAAAGUGAACAGUGUGUGACCUAAACCCCCUGUGGUGGUUUCUUUCAGGAAGUAAAUGUGUGUUUGAAAGCAUCAGUAACGAGAGUCUGACUAGAUUUUUAAGAAAUAUUACCGUAAUUUAAUGUAGAUCAUCACUGCCUUACAUUAGAGAAAGCAGAGGUAUACCGGUACCCAUACAAACCUGACAGGUGGAGGAGGACGGACUUUGUCUUUUCUUUGUACGUCCAAGUGCAGUUUUUCUUAGAUACAGCAGGAGCUAAUUCUGUAGUCUAACAGGUAAUACAAUGAAAAUAAUCUCACUGUAUAUAUCUAUAUAUGAAUAAAAGUUAAUGUACUUUUUACAAUGUAAUAAAUAUAUGGUAAAAUAUCAGAA